This is a messenger RNA of Leptomonas pyrrhocoris, 1409 nucleotides long. Its product is annotated as putative mu-adaptin 4. The coding region runs from base 54 to 1409 and encodes 451 amino acids. The record is from RefSeq and is a predicted model, not a curated record. Gene Ontology annotation, biological process: Golgi to lysosome transport; protein targeting. Lineage: Eukaryota; Euglenozoa; Kinetoplastea; Trypanosomatida; Trypanosomatidae. Gene Ontology annotation, cellular component: clathrin adaptor complex; cytoplasmic vesicle; trans-Golgi network. The transcript has a single exon.
GUGCAACGACCUGUUCCCGUGUAACGGCGUCGCGGCUGCAGAUACGCGCAGCGAUGCACAUUUCCCACAUCUUCAUCUUAUCGUCACGGGGCGACACACUCGUCUUCAAGGACUACCGCGACGACAUCGCCGACCGCACCGACGAGGUGUUCUUCCGCAAGUACAACUUCUGGGACGGGAAGCUGAGUCAGGCGCCGCGUGGGGACUGCCCGCCGUUCUUCACUGAGAAAGGCGUGCAGUACGCCUUUGUGAAGCGGCGGCAGCUCUUCCUCGUGUGCACCACCCGCGAGAACGCGUCACCAAACACGAUGGCGGAGUUCCUCCUCCGCCUGGUGCACCUCCUCAAGGAUUACCUCGGUGCGGUGACGGAGGAGAGCGUCCGCAAGAACUUAACGCUGGUCUACGAGCUGCUUGACGAAGUGGCGCACUUUGGCGUGGUGCAGGAGACGGCGACAGAUCGACUGCGCCCCUUCAUCAGCGACGCUGUCGUCCCUGUCGUGCAGGCCGAGACGCUAAUGGACCGCCUGCGGAGGGGUGACUUCGAUGACAAGAGCAAACGCAGCGACGAGGCGGCCACAUCCGUGCUGACGGUCGACGCGGCGACGAAGAACGAGGUCUACGUGGACCUGCUGGAGCGUCUGACGAUGGUGUUCGGCGCACGCGGCAACGUCGUCAACGCCGCCGUGGAGGGCACCUUGACGCUCAAGAGUUUCCUCGCCGGCACCCCGACCGUCACCAUCGGCCUUUCGAACGAAAUUGUGUUGCGCAGCACCCUUCCGCGAGGCCAGAGCCCGCCGCCGGGGUCGAUCGCAAUGGACGGCAUCACCUUCGACAACGGCGUCGACACAUCGCAGUUUGCGCGUUCGCGGCUGGUGACACUGCGACCUUCGCUGGGUGAAGUGACGGUGCUGCGCUACCGCUGCCUCGCCCCCGCCGGUUCACCGCCCUUCCGGCUGGCGCAGUCCCUUGACGUGCAGUCGGCUUGCCGCGGUACUCUCCUCCUGCGGGUGCGAGCGGAGCUGCCGACCGACACGACGGCGCUGGCCGUGCGCAUCUGCGUCCCGCUCCCCGCGACGACGGUGAGCGCCGUGGCCGACUUCCGCUCGGAGGGGGCGAGCCACUCCUAUGAGUGGAGGGAGGCGGAUCGGGAGCUGUGGUGGACCGUGCCGAAGUUCUCCGGCGGCGUGGAGCACCAGGCCCAGGUGCGCUUCAUCACCUCGGAGGAGAUCACCCCUGCCAUGCGGCGUGAAGUCGGCCCGGUGACGCUGGUGUUUGAGAUUCCGCAGUUCAACAUGUCCGGCACGCGGGUGCUGUCGCUCCAGAUCGACGAGCGCGGCACGGCGCAAAACCCGGGAAAGUGGAUUCGGUCCAUUACGCAGGCCAGCGCCUACACCUUCCGCACCCACUAA